Acanthaster planci (crown-of-thorns starfish) is the source of this 4687-nucleotide messenger RNA. RefSeq names its product monocarboxylate transporter 12-like. Gene Ontology annotation, biological process: transmembrane transport. Gene Ontology annotation, molecular function: monocarboxylic acid transmembrane transporter activity. NCBI's taxonomy places the organism in Eukaryota, Metazoa, Echinodermata, Asteroidea, Valvatida, Acanthasteridae. The record is from RefSeq and is a predicted model, not a curated record.
CCACGUUUUUAGCAGACAUCGUUAGUAAACUUUGACUCAAAGAACCCUGAAGUUUUUUCUCAUAACCCGACCUAAGGACAGAGUUUUUACGUGAACCGCAGUGAACUAUCGUCAUCCAUUAUGAACUAUUGUGAUAUCUGUGAAUGUGUGAAACAUCGCGACACCUGCGAAUUCAUGAAUGCCUUGACAUCUGUGAUGAUCCCCUGGAUACCAGAACACUUGUGAAAUCCCAUCAUUGCCUUGAAUUCCUGUGAAGGCUGAACCUGUAUUAAAGAACUCAAGCUCAUUAUACACAAUUCGUCAACUUGAACUUUAAUUGAAUUCGACAAUCAAGGGAGCUUUAUAGAGUAAUCAACCGAAAACCGCUACAGUCACUAUACUGACCGAUAUGUUGAUGCGCGGUCAACCAUGGUCCGUGGGUCAUCCAUACUAAGAUGUAGGUUCAUGUGCCAUUCGCUCUUUGCACGUUGCCGCUAUCUUGCAGCUUUACACAAUCAAUCUGGCCGGUUCAUUGAUUCUCUUGUAUGACUACUAGACUUAACUCAAGUCGGGAUCUCUCUGACGUCUUCGCUUCUGCUUUGGAUACACAUCGAACGAGACCGCGCGCCGUUGCUUGCUUUGCGCCCUCCUGUGUCUACUUAUUACGGCACUUGGGGAUACCCUCUGAUCAAUUUAAAUGCCAGUAGAAGGGAAUGUGGAUUUGGAAAGAGGGCUAUAACGACGGGAUCUCAAGUGUAUCCUGUCCGAGCAUUAACCCUAAAAAGUAGCGAGCUGCAGGGCCGAGCGCGACGACAGUGUAGUGCGUAGCGGCUGAAGGGGGAUGGCUGAGGAAAAGCAACGUAAGUCAGACAUGAUUCAAGUCUAUUAUUUACGGAAGCCGGAUAGUGCCAGGGUGAAUUUUUUUGCGUAGGGGGUGUAAAACUUGUUUUGACAAAUUAUGUGGCGGCCGCCACAUGAUUUUGCAAAUAUUUUUUAUGCAUGGGGGUGAAUAAUUUUUUCCCAUGGGUGUAUACAUUUCUUGCGCAUAGGGGAUGAAUAUUUUUUACAUGGGGGGUGUAAUACUUUUUUUGACAAAUCAUGUGGCGGCCACCGCAUAAUCAUCUAACGGCCGCCACAGAAUUUGUCAAAAAAAAGGUUAUACACCCCCCCCCACACACACACACAAAUUCACCCUGGCACUAUCCGGCUUCCGUAAUUAUAUGACGAGCUGCCAGUUCAAGGCUCUCGCCUGCAUGCCUAAAACAGCAGCCUGCGAGUGCAAAGAGCGAACGUAGGCCUACCCCACGACGUUUACUGCGAUUUGGUUCGGCAAGGUAUUUCUCUCUGUACAGGUGUAUGCAGUACUAUCAGUGUCCCAAAUGACAAGGCACUGCUUUAUUUGGGUGUGUUCGUGCGGUUACUCCUGUUAACACGAGUAGGACACGUUUUACAGUUGGGUUCAAGAUAGGAUGAAAUUCCCCGUUCGUAGCGCUAGCGAGGCUCCCGCUCGCUGACCCGCGGGUCGCACUCCAGCCGCUCGUGCGCUCAGCUCGGGAAAGUCAGAAGUAUCCAUAUACAUGUACAUGUACUUGUGUUAACACGGGUACCUUGCUCGAACGCAAGUCAGUGCCUACGAGUAUGAGUGCAUUAUUGGAAGCAAAUCAGGAGUAACGGUUAUUUUCAGACGGGUAUCGAGGUCUCGGGCCAUAUAGUCUCGGUCGUGGACUUCCAGGUCUCGAUACUGGUCAUGUGUACAUAUAUGUAAUAUAAUUCUGUAUUCAUAGCGCAUAUCAAGGGAUGAAAGAAACUGAGAUUUGAGGCAAUAAAAAAAUCCAGUGUGACUGUCACCCAAAUCCAUUUAUUAUCACUCAAUAUUUGGCCUGAAAUUACACUCGAGUUUAUAGUGGAAAAUUAAUUCGUUAUUAUUACGAAUUAAUUUGGUGUUUUGGCUUACUGAUUCGUUACUAUGAAUUAGUAAAUCGUUAUUACUGAUUACUACUAAAGUUACAGAAGUUGCUUUCAUACAACCCACAGGCCGCACAAAAACGCGAACGACGUCCGCAAAGUGACAUCACGUCCCACCUGCGUGAUGCCCUGUCCAAAAUCAAUGGCUUUGGCUAGAAAUUACGCAAGUGCUUGUAACCCAACCGCAAACAAUAAUUAGUAAUUCCAAACAACGAAUUAGAAAUUUGAAAUAACCAAUUAGCUAAUUAGUAAAUCGAAAUAACGAAUUAGUAAUUCGAUAUUAGACACUCUGAAUCCGUUAUUACGAAUUACUAAUUCAUCAUAACAAAUUGGCAACUCGUUACGAGUUAGUAUAUAUAUGCAAUUCAAAAUGACGAAUAAAUAAUGUAACAAAUUAGUUUCCCACCAAAUUUUUUAUUUCAGUGGCAGGACUGGACAUUCGUACCGACUGACCCUUUCACCCGUUGCACAAAAAUAAUUAUGUGAACGUCGAAUAUCCAUAUGAAACCACUUACUUUCUCGUCGUCAUCUGUUUUCAAGCAGUUGCAAGGGUCACCAAUUCCAUUCACAAGUCACUCCACUGUUACCUCCUUCUUUCUUCAAUGGACAUUUCAGCCGAAAAGUCCGUGUGUAUACUAGGACCAAUAUUCUAACACCCAAGGUCACAUUUAGGUAUGGUUGACCCACGGACAAUUUGGUUGACCGAGCAUCAAUACCGGUCACCAGUACAUGUAUAGUCGGACGGACCCUAUGAGGAGGUAUCAAAUGUGGUAGACACAUACAGACCGUGCAUAUGUGCAGUGAAGGCUGAUACUCGCAGGAAAUCAAAAAGACUACCUUUGAAACGGUCCUUUAAGUGUUGUUGUCGUUACAAAAGUGCGCUUUCCUUCAAUUACUUUUAUCCAGGCUUGUGAAGUGAAGGAAUGACGUCGCCAACGGGGAGAAAAGACGUGAACUCCCAAGAUGGUGGCUAUGGCUGGUUCCUGACCGCCUUGGCGUUCCUUACUGGCUUGAUUGAAAUUGGGACAUUCAAAAGCUUCGGAGUCUUGUUGCUUCCCGUUCAAGAAUCGUUACAGUGUUCAGUUACAACACUGGGUACUGCUUUUGCUGCUGCCCACACAGUGGGCUAUGUUCUGAUGCCAAUUGGAAACAGACUUGCCAAGAAGCUUGGCUCCAAACCGUUGGUAAUUGGAGGAGGCUUUACCACUUUUCUGUGCUUUGUCGGAGCUUGCCUGGCAAGCAACAUCGCUCAGUUUUCAGUGUUUGUCAUAAUCUGGGGGGUUGGUGUUGCCGUUAGCUACGGCCCUAUGAUCAUUGCCGUACUUCCGUAUUUCCCGAGCAAAUCGGCGUUUGCUAUCAGCCUAAUCGGGUUGGGAUCUGGUUUUGGAAUAAUGGUUUACCCACCUCUAACGGAAUUCUGCGUCGAAGUAUACGGUUGGCGUGGAACAUUGUUGUUAUUUUCUGCUGUGAACGCUCAAGUGUGCGUGUUUGGUGCCUUCAUCAAGCCAGCCCCGUCGUCGUACGCGGCACUAGCAUCAGAAGACGGAAGUUUACGUGAAAGCGCGAGUCCUAAUAAUGACGGAAACAAACUCUGGAAAUACUGGAAAGUCGUUUUUAAGGGCAUCUGUCAGCUCCUGGCUUUGGACGUCCUAUGGUACGAACCCAAGUUUGUCAUUCAUGCCUUUGUUAGCUCUCUGAUUGGCGUCACUUACAGUGCUUGGAUGAUCUACCUCGUUCCCCACGGAGUAGCGAGAGGUAUUGACAGGCACCGGGCAGCAUUUCUCUCGUCCGCAGGUGGAUUGGGAACAGUACUUGGACGGGUAAUACAAGCAGUUGUAAUGCAUCUCAGGUGUAUCACAGCAGUUCAGCUGGACAUCUUCCUUGCUUUCAUCAGUUUAUUUGCGUUUGUACUUGACCCGUUAGUCUCAGGAAACUACCCAGGACUUUUGUGUUUGGCUUUAGUGAACGGACUCUGUAUUCCAACGAUGGCUGUCUUAUUUCUCCUGGUGGCUCAAGAGGUCCUGAGUGAAGAUCUCAGCGUCCAAGGCUGGGGGACACUAAAUCUCUUUUUUGGUGUAGGGGAAUUGGCCGGUGGAGGUUUUGCAGGUAUUGCUUACGAUGCCACUGGUAGCUACGAUACGUCUUUCUUGAUGCUUGGUGGACUUUCUGGCGUCAUUUUCGCCGUUCUUUUCACUGAAAGACUUCUGCGACUUUGCAGACACGGCUGAUGUAAAAGCAUUUUCCCUGUUGUCACCUAAAGACGCUCUUCUAUUCAGCAAUUAAAAGACCAGUGUUUUACACCCAAGGUCCACUCACUGUGUACGCGAAGGUCUGUUUGUCGGAAUCAAUAGAUUUCCAAGUACCCGGACUUAUGUGACCGAAAAUGAAAUAAAGUUAGUCGUUGAUGGGAGCAUUUAGUGAGAUAAUUCAAAAAUUCAUUUGUCUGAAGAAUCAAAUACAUGUACAGUCCAAAUUAUCAAACUUAACGUGUCCGAGGGCUGAGAAAUCUGAAAGCGCCCGAUGUUCAAGUUCAGGUGUAACAGUAUAAAUUCCGGAAAUCUUUCACAUUUUCUUUUAGGAUGUUAGCCUGAUAAUGUUGAUUUGGACUCAACUGAUGAUCAUUUGUUUUCGCCUGUCGAACCUUCUGUACAAGCAACACACUGACACUUCUCCCGUCACUAACUUCUGCAUAUUCGACAGAAAUGAUAAAAGUUCUUGACUAGUAUGAUCACACUCGUGGUGG